Ostertagia ostertagi is the source of this 1191-nucleotide messenger RNA. Lineage: Eukaryota; Metazoa; Nematoda; Chromadorea; Rhabditida; Trichostrongylidae. The record is from the annotation of a GenBank genome assembly.
AUGGCGCCUCUGCGGCAAAGAGCGCACGCGUUGCGAGAGCAUGGCGUGGAGCCUGACUGCUUCGUGAAGAGUCCCCUCAAGGUCGCAAAUUUGGACCAUGAUGACCUGGUGAUUCGGGUUGCCGUCUAUGGUGGAAAGACCAUAUCCAUGCAACGCGGGCGCGGAAUCGAAGUGACUGGCAAAGAUCGAACUCCGAUCUCCCAAUUCUUACAGGAUAACGUCGACAACGUCGUGAAGGUCUCAGUUCUCAUCAAGAUGGAUGCUAAAUUGUUCGAUCCCUAUACUUACUUGGACAAGGUCUCUCCAACGCCUCACAAGUCCUUCCUCACGACCAACUACAAUGCCAGAGUUAAUAGUAAAGUUUGGAGAAGGCGAUCGAGAAAACUUUCCACCAGAAAAUCGAAGGACGAGAAUGGAAAAAUGAGUCGAAAGGAGAAAGUUGACUUUGAGAAGAAGUUUGCCGAAGUUAUGGAGCAAGAAAGGGAGAAGAUGACAACUGAUGUGAAUCGUCUCCGAGUUAACGAUGCACCAUCGCGACGUGGUUCUACUCAAACGAUCCUCAGCCAUCAACACGCGCCCGACCACGAGCACCUUUUCAAGAAACUGCUGAUCAGUUGCUGUGAAUCAUGUGAACGGCGGAGAGCCUCAUUCAUGUACGAUAGCAAGACAGAAGACGAAGCAGAAGACGCUGAGGAAAGCGAAUCUAGCGAAGAAGAGGAGGAAAAAUGCUUCGAGUGUCGUGACAGCGACAAGGAACAUGUGCAUGAUCUUCUUGCCAACAUGUACUUCAACAAAAUUGUUCUUCCUGGAAUGGAGUACGUCGAGGAUUUUGUCGAUUUCCUUAUCGAUGCCGAACUCAAUGACCUUCCAGUACUGAAACGGGCAUGCGAGCGUUAUCUCUGCGGCGAGCUAAAUACCAAGAAAGACCUGCUCACUUCCCUUCUGCUCGAUCUUCUGUUCAUUUCUAUUGUUUUCCAAUUACCGGUAAUGAAAAGCAUGACGCUGUCCGAGCUAUCUAACAGAACUGAGGAACUGUCUCAACCUGACAAACUGUUGGAAGACGAGGAGUACAAAGUGCUGGAUAAACGAAUUCGAUCACUGUCCGACCGUAAUCUUGUGGAACUGAUCGAACAGUGCGUUGCCUUCGCUGAACAACGGAACAGAGUGCAAGUCAUAGCACUCAGUGUAUGA